AUGGAAACCACCCAUUCUCCAGCACUAGAGAAGAGUGACACCUCACCAGAAACUUGUCAAUACACAGAACCCACGCCUCCCUCCCACUCUGUCGACAAUGACCUCGAAACACCAUCUUCAGACCACCGCUUCCCCGAGACCGACCUCAGCUGCGGCAUCGUAGGCUGGGACGGUCAAGAUGACCCCGACAAUCCGCAGAACUUUGCUCCCGUUCGAAAAUGGGGCUUACUUGGUCUGAUGAGUGCCAUCACUUUUGUGUCGCCCCUGGCCUCGAGCAUGUUCUCUCCUUCGGCGAGUUUUGUUGCCACUGACUUGGGUGUUACCAAUGAGACCUUGCUGUCUUUCAGCAUCAGCAUCUAUCUAUUGGGAUAUGCAUUCGGCCCGCUGCUGCUGGCUCCCAUGAGCGAGAUCUACGGCCGGCGCAUCGUGCUCAGCUGCGCCAACUGGUUCUUCGUCGUGUGGCAGAUCGGAUGCGCCCUCGCCCCGACCUUGACCUGCCUGAUCAUCUUUCGGCUGUUCGCUGGCGUCGGCGGAUCAGGCUGCCUCACCCUCGGCGCCGGAGUCAUCGCCGACCUCUUCCCCGUCGAGCAGCGAGGACUAGCCACUUCGGUCUGGAGUUUUGGUCCACUGAUCGGACCCGUCGCCGGCCCCAUUGCCGGAGGAUUCAUCGGCGGGACCAUUGGCUGGCGCUGGGUGUUCUGGGUGAUCCUGAUCGUGUCAGGCGCGGUGUCGCUGGGGAUCGAGUUCCUGAACCGCGAGACCUACGCCUCGGUGCUGAUUCGGCGCAAGACGGCCCGUCUGCGCGUGGAGAUGGGCCGACCCGAUCUCCGCAGUGCGUACGACCCGCACGGAGAAGCCGCGUCGAUCCCCCGGACUCUGGCGACGGGUCUCAAGCGGCCGAUUGUGCUCUUUGUGAAAUCGCCGAUUGUUCUGUUGCUGUCCACCUACAUGGCCCUCGUGUAUGGUCUGUUGUACCUCUUCUUCACGACCAUCCCGACCGUCUUCAGAAACCAGUACGGGUUCUCGACCGGCUUGUCAGGACUAGCGUAUCUCGGGAUCGGACUUGGGUUCUUUCUCGGGCUGCUGUCAAUUGCCCUCACGAACGACCGCAUCAUGCUGAAAUUGGCCCGGCGCAAUGGUGGCAAAUUCGAGCCCGAGAUGCGUCUGCCCGCCAUGAUCUUCUAUGCGUGUUUCCUGCCCAUUAGUUUCUUCUGGUAUGGCUGGACCACUGAUAAGCAUGUCCACUGGAUCGUCCCUAUUAUUGGGAUGCUGCCGUUCAGUUUUGGCAUGAUGGGUGUCUAUCUCCCCAUCCAGACCUAUAUCAUUGACUGCUACCCGGGGUAUGCGGCGUCGGCCAAUGCCACGCUGACUGCAUCGCGGUCGCUUGUGGGAGCGUUGCUUCCGCUGGCUGGGCCGAAGAUGUUUGAGAGUCUCGGGCUUGGCUGGGGCAAUUCGCUGUUGGGCUUUAUUGCCUUGGCGUUUGUGCCCGUGCCGGUGUUCUUUUCGCGAUGGGGCCGAGUUAUUCGGGAACGGUACUCGGUGCAGCUGUAG
Penicillium alfredii is the source of this 1551-nucleotide messenger RNA. RefSeq names its product MFS transporter. Gene Ontology annotation, cellular component: membrane. The record is from RefSeq and is a predicted model, not a curated record. Bases 1 to 1551 code for a protein of 516 amino acids. Gene Ontology annotation, molecular function: transmembrane transporter activity. Gene Ontology annotation, biological process: transmembrane transport. The transcript has 2 exons. Lineage: Eukaryota; Fungi; Ascomycota; Eurotiomycetes; Eurotiales; Aspergillaceae.